AUGGCGCGCAGCUUUGUUUUGACCGGUGCGGUGCUGCUGAGCUGCGGGGCGCUCUUCAGCGCCUUCGUGCCCUCCCCGCGAAGCUCCCCAGUGUCGGCCCCCAGCGUGUCCGGAACCACUGCGGCGCUCAGCGCCAGCCUCAUGGUGGCCCCCCAGGCGGCCUUUGCGGAUGAGGGUGCUGUGUGGAUCCCUGCUCUCAGCGCCAUCGGUGCAGGCUUUGCCAUCGGCCUUGCCGCCAUCGGCUCGGGAGUGGGCCAGGGCAUCGCCUCCGGCCGGUGCAUCGAUGGCAUCUCGCGCCAGCCCGAGGCGGCCGUCCGGAGUUUGGAGUUUGGAGGUCUUGGGGCUUGA
Symbiodinium natans is the source of this 348-nucleotide messenger RNA. NCBI's taxonomy places the organism in Eukaryota, Dinophyceae, Suessiales, Symbiodiniaceae. The record is from the annotation of a GenBank genome assembly.